CCGUAUGGAAAAAAUAAAGCUCCUCCCCAGACACGGUGUUCCCAUUAUACUUCCUUAAAAUCCUGCCAUUAUAAACUUGCACACUGACCUACUUUAGCAACAAAGGAACAGAGCUUCAGAUUCAGAGGACUCUCAAACUUAUGGAACCAAGGAUGUUUUGGUAUGUGUGUGUAUUGCUGCUGGCUGUCUCAGCGUUGGGCCACAUUGAUGAAACCACUCUGGAAGCCCAGUGGGAGCAAUGGAAGAUUACACAUCGGCGAGAAUAUAACGGCUUGGAUGAAGAGGGGAUCCGCAGAGCCAUCUGGGAGAAGAACAUGCGAAUGAUUGAGGCUCAUAACCAGGAGGCAGCACUGGGCAUGCACUCCUAUGAGCUGGGAAUGAACCAACUGGGAGACAUGACAUCUGAGGAAGUGGCUGAGAAGAUGACUGGCCUACUGGUCCCAAUGGAUCACGAGAGGAGCUUCACUAUGGCAUUUGAUGAGUCUGUGUCCAGGCUUCCCAAAUCUGUCGACUACCGCAAGAAGGGCAUGGUGACCGCAGUGAAAAACCAGGGCUCCUGCGGCUCCUGCUGGGCCUUCAGUUCUGCCGGGGCACUUGAGGGCCAGCUAGCAAAGAAGACAGGUCAGGUGAUUGACCUCAGCCCUCAGAACCUGGUGGACUGUGUCAAGGAGAAUGACGGCUGUGGAGGAGGGUACAUGACCAACGCCUUCAAUUAUGUGGAGGAAAACGGAGGCAUUGACUCUGAGGAAGCCUACCCAUAUGUUGGACAGGACCAGCCUUGCCGCUACAACUCCUCAGGCAUGGCUGCCCAGAUCAAAGGCUACAAAGAAGUGCCAAAAGGUAAUGAGCGAGCGCUGGCAGUGGCACUCUUCAAAGUGGGCCCAGUGUCUGUGGGCAUCGACGCCACCCAGCCCACCUUCCAGUUCUACCAGCGAGGCAUUUACCAUGACCCCAACUGCAAUAAAGAAGACAUCAAUCAUGCCGUGCUUGCAGUUGGCUACGGUGUAAACACCAGGGGAAAGAAAUUCUGGAUCGUCAAGAACAGCUGGGGAGAGAACUGGGGUAACAAAGGGUACGUCCUGAUGGCACGUAACCGUGGCAAUCUGUGUGGCAUCGCCAACCUGGCCAGCUAUCCCAUCAUGUAAAAGAAUCUGAGCUGAAAAGAAGGGAGGAAAAGGAGACCUUACUCUGACUUUAAGACACCACUACAACAACAUAUCACAUUGUUUGCACCUCAUGGUUUUUCUGUCGCAUUGAGUGAAAACAGAACGAAGAAAACAUUGCUGGUCAAUGGAAGCUCCUCCCUACCUGUGGCUGGAGAGUCAGUUCCCAUAAAUAUUCUGGGUUUUUUUUCUUAUGAUCAUGUGUUUUGUUCUUUGGUUCAAGCACUUUUCCUAUGAUUGAAAUGCAAACUAGUGUUUUCUAUUGUAAUGAAUAAAAAA
Cyprinodon tularosa is the source of this 1442-nucleotide messenger RNA. It is a transcript of the gene ctsk, whose product is annotated as cathepsin K. Gene Ontology annotation, molecular function: cysteine-type endopeptidase activity. Lineage: Eukaryota; Metazoa; Chordata; Actinopteri; Cyprinodontiformes; Cyprinodontidae. Gene Ontology annotation, cellular component: lysosome. Gene Ontology annotation, biological process: immune response. The transcript has 8 exons. The coding region runs from base 141 to 1145 and encodes 334 amino acids. The record is from RefSeq and is a predicted model, not a curated record.